UGUAGUUGUGUAAAAAGUGGCAUAAAAAUAAAAUGAAUUGCCAAAAAUUUCUAUUUAAUGAUUGUAUAUAAUUUCUUUGAUACAUAAAUUCUGAAUAAUGUAAUUGUAAUGGACAACAGAAUGGAGCAAAAUGUGAUAGUAACAAAUCCAUACAAUCAAAAUGAUCAAAUAAUAAAGCAGGAAACAGGGACUUGGUUCGAUGAGCCAAAUAUAAAUAUGAAUCAGGGACAGUCAUUACCUCAUGAACUACCCUAUUACAAGUAUCAAAAUAAUAUAGGCAAAACUAUGACAGUUCCAAUAGGUAAUUCGAUGGAUACGUCAAUUAAUGUUCAGUGGUGGAAGGACACAUCUAUUGCAGAUAUAAUCCCACAACCUGAGUAUCAACAAAAUGUAGUUCCUCCAACAAAUUCCUUAAUAAAUCAACCAAUGAAUAUUCAAUUGCCAAAUUCAUUGGACGAAACGCAGAUAGAUAGAAGAAAAGCAGUAAAAUCUAAACAACUGAAGAAAUCAAAAACUUUAAGAGAACAUAGGGAACCCUUGAAACGUACAAAACAUCCAGAGCUAUGGAAAGUGAACAUAAAAAAAAAUGCUAGAUUGAGAGGUGAAGAAUACAUUGGAGUUGGAGGAAAAAUAGUACCAGCAAAGACCAUGGGACCUCCCUGUAAAUGUCGUAUGCAUUGCUCGGAAAAAGUAGACGAAGCAGCACGGGAAGAGCUGCAUAAUAUUUUUUGGAAAACGUGCAAUUGGGAACAACGAAAACAGUAUGUCGCAUUAUCGGUUAAGGAAUCUCCGAAACAACGAACUCGCUGUCGAGGAAACGUUAAAUCCGAGCACCGUAGACAAGUUACCUUCACCUAUUCCCUUUUAUUGAAGGGAGAAUUUAUUACAGUAUGCAAAUGUAUGUUUCUCAGCACUUUUGCAUUAUCCGAAAAGUUUGUGCGCCAUAUAAUGGACAAAAAAAGAAUAUCUCCUGGCGGAAUUAUAGGACCAGACCAAAGAGGAAGGCAUACACCAAAAACGAAAAAAAGUGAAAACGUGAAGGAUAGAGUACGCGAACAUAUUAAAUCGUUUCCAACAGAAAAAUCAACAAAUCCAAUGGAUUGUACAGAAAAGAAUUAUCUGGACUGUAGAUUAAGUAUAGCUGCUAUGCAUAAAUUGUAUAUAUCGAAGUGUAAAGAAGAUGGUAUUCCAGAAAGUGAUAUUGUUAAAGAGAGUUACUAUAGAGAAAUGUUUAAGACAGAGUUUAAUCUUGGUUUUAAACGAGCAGAAUCUAAAGAGAAUAAUUGA
Habropoda laboriosa is the source of this 1287-nucleotide messenger RNA. RefSeq lists its product as uncharacterized. NCBI's taxonomy places the organism in Eukaryota, Metazoa, Arthropoda, Insecta, Hymenoptera, Apidae. The coding region runs from base 109 to 1287 and encodes 392 amino acids. The record is from RefSeq and is a predicted model, not a curated record. The transcript is spliced from 4 exons.